Molecule: messenger RNA, 2936 nt
Organism: Plodia interpunctella (Indianmeal moth)
Lineage: Eukaryota; Metazoa; Arthropoda; Insecta; Lepidoptera; Pyralidae
Exons: 5
Coding region: 133-1626 (497 amino acids)
Biological process (GO): protein O-linked glycosylation via mannose
Cellular component (GO): Golgi apparatus
Source: RefSeq, a predicted model, not a curated record
AAAUGACAUUCCAACCUUCACGAGACGAGAGACUAGACCCAUCCCGAGCUUAGACGAAUUGAUCUUUUUCUCCAAUUUUCUUACAGCAUUAAUUAUUCAUUUGUUUUGUGAUGAAUGAAAUGACAGGAAACAAUGUUCUAUCGUUUGUGUCGUGGUCGUUUAAAAUUCAAAUUGUACGCACUUAUAGUAAUAUUCGCUGUGAUUUCAGCCUGCAGUUACCUAUUCCCACAGUUUAGUUUUUAUCCUAUCGCGCCUGUGACACUACCACCAAAUGCUUUGCACGGUCGCACAUCUCGUCAUUUAUCAAAAUUAAUUACCGUGGUGUUCCGUCAGUUCGAAGAUUUUGAGAACGAUGUCGCAGAUAGUGUCCAGUCAUUCGUCUCGGCAUUUCCGAAUAUGCCAGUACUUAUCGUGUGCGAAAAUACACCGUAUCCCCCAUUCCCGUUUUCAGCGACCAAUGAGACUCUCCGUAAUGUCAAAGUGCUGCCUUUGGAGUUAAAAUUAGAUGCUUCACCGCAGGAUCUUAAUCCUCUGUCACAUAUAUUGACACAGUUUGUGUUGUUUGUGCCCGAUUCUGUUAGAGUUUCUCGUAAAGUUUUGCAACAAGCGGCCACUGCAGCAGCAGCAGUUCCUUCUCAAGCUGUAGCUGUUGCUGUAGGUAGUGCUCACUUGAUAUGCCAGCAAGUGAAGUGGAACUAUGUUGAUUGGACUCUCCAGUACAACAAAGAUGCAGGCAAGCUGUGUGAUGCUGUGCAUGGACCACAUGCUUUGUUGAUCAAGACAUCUUUACUGCAAACAUUGCCUCAACCUUUUACACAGCCAUUUCCUGAGGCACUGUACUUGCAGACUACUGUGAAAAAUGUGAAGGUGCAAAUUCUUGAUGGAAAGCUGGCAUCGGGGCGGAGUGUAUUGAAGUCUCCUGGAGCCAAGCAGAGGGUAGCUCGGCGUGUAAGAGAUUACAGAGUAGCGUUGUACAAGCAGCUUGGUGUGAAAGCAUUGUUGAGGGAAGAUGGAAGGGUCCAGUGGUUUGGGUGUAAGAGGGAAACACAGCGAUGCUACCCAUCAGUGCAAGGCACGCCGUCGUACGUAUUAUCGGGCCGCCACACGCCGCCGUGCUGCCGCCGCAACCUGCGCCGCGUGAGUGCGCACGUGCUGCGCGUGCUGCUGCAGGCUGGCGCGCGCUGCUGGCUCGAGACCACUUCCCUACUCGGCGCCGUUAUGCGCAACGACAUCCUGCCCUGGUCAGAGUACAUAGAAGUGGGCAUCCAGGCGUCGGACGUGUCGCGGGUGUCGUGGCUGGGGCGCGGCGGCACCGACGCGGACGGCUUCGUGUGGGAGCGCGCCACCAGGGGGCACUACUAUAGAGUCGCUUUCUCACCCGCCAAUAGAGUUUACGUUUUGGUGUUGCCGUUCAUUGCUAAAAAUGGUACCAUGUGGCCGGCGGAUUGGGUUUUGUCACACCAAAAGGAAUUCCCUGAAAGGCAUUUGCACCCUCUUGCUCAGAUACAUUUCGCCGGCCACCAAGCACCGGCACCCAACGACGCCCGCGCGUUCUUGGACCACAAGUUGGGAGCCGGCGCCGUGGAAAGAUGCAGCCAUUUGGGACCCAAACUGUUGUACCCGUGAAUCUCUUGUAUAUUUUCAAAAUUUAUAAUACCUAUUCACAUUUGCGACGUUUCUCAAGAAAAGGAACCUUAUGAAGAGCAGUCGCUUGCGACUUUUAUUAUGUACAUCUAUAAUAAAAAUGAGCAAAUGAAACGUCUCAAGCAACUUCCUUAUGGAGAUAAGGCGUCUUAUCUCGUGGAACGUCACAUUUUAAACUAAGUAUUUUAAAAUGUGACGUCACUUCGGUAUGGUGUGUACGAAUUUCACAAUAACUUAUGAAAUACUCUGGCAGUUGAUGUAGUGUGUACAAUUUGUUUGUAAGAAAUAUGGAAGGAGAAAAUUAUAAAAUAUAUUUGAAAGAAAAUUUCGAUAAAAAGGAAUUUUCCUUUUCUCUUUUAUUAAGUAUUAAGUCGUGAAUUAACGAUCACUUUUAGUUGUAAUUGAUUUUUAAGAACAAAAUAAUUUUUGUUAGGUCUACUUGUUAUCACAACACUGCCACCUGUGGACUAGAACGAUAUUUUACAUACUUAAAUCUGAAUUUAGUAAUCACUAUUGUUAACUUGUCACAUUUUUAUAAUAUUUGUAUUUAUAAAUAGUAUUUAGCUAAUAUAAUAGCACCCCUAUACUAUAGCUAAACGUGUCCUUCGGGUUCCGCACCUGUGUGACACUGAAACUGUGACUUUGAAAAGUAUUAUGUAUUUACUUAUGAGAUACUAUAUUUCGGCUUAGAUACUAUUUUGCGGAUAUAUAGUCAACCUGUGUCUUAUGUAUUUUAUGCAGGCUAUGCACUAUCGUUAAACAGUUCGCUGAAUUUUGUGGUUUCGACGUACAUUGCCGGUAAUUCGCAUACGUAAGGCACCUGUCAAAGUUCGUAUAUUAGUAUAGUAUGUAGGAAUUAUUAUGUAUUUGUACUUCAUAUUAUUUUUUUAUCGUCAAAAAGUCAGGAAUCUAUUUUGUAGUCUAGAGUAAUAUUAUAAUUAGAGUAAUUUGGCGCUUGCUGUCUAUGUGAUUUUGAAAUAUAUUUAGAAAAAAAUCUGUUUAUUGCAGACGUUACAAAUUUUAUUGUAUUAUAAAAAAGUUCAAAUAUAAACACGUUAUUAUAAUUUCUAUAGCAAUCACUAUGUUAUUUCAGAUCUCAAAGUAUUUCUAGUCAAUGUACGUAGCAAUAUGUAAUUUUAGUCAUGUAAUGACUUAAAAAUUGUUGAAAAAUUAAGGAUUUAUUCGUAUUAGUAGUAUGUUUUAUGUUAAGUAAAAAUUUUUUCUAAGAUUUGCACAAAAUCUGAUGUUUGUUUUCGUGAUUAGUGUUAAAUUAUGGUUAUUCAUUUAAAGCU